AAUAUACCAACAUCGUGCUGCCCUUCGUCGCUGCUUCUUUACGCUACAAACUUGGUUGUGGUUAGAACCAUCCCAAUCAACCACUUCCGUGUCAAGACCGACAAGCAAACAGCCAAGAUGAGCGGACAAGGUUACGAUUACAAGAGCUCCGGCACCAACAGCGAGGGCAACCACUACUGCGCGCGUGACUACGGUAGCAGUGCUUCCAACUCCAACUCGUACCACUACUCUAACACUGACGGAUCCUACUACUACUCCAACCCCAACGGCAGCACCUACUACAACGAUGGCAACGGCGGCUCAACCUACACCUCUCCCGGCGGCGAGAGAAGCUCGUCCAGCUAUGGCAGUGGAAGCUCCGGUAGCUCUGGCAAGAAGUAA
Colletotrichum tamarilloi is the source of this 381-nucleotide messenger RNA. RefSeq lists its product as uncharacterized. The record is from RefSeq and is a predicted model, not a curated record. NCBI's taxonomy places the organism in Eukaryota, Fungi, Ascomycota, Sordariomycetes, Glomerellales, Glomerellaceae. The annotation marks the transcript as partial. The transcript has 4 exons.